UUGGCCGCGGACGCUGCAGUGUGUAGCAAGCAAACAGAUCUACCACCCCAAGCUCAUCGGCGGCGGCGGCGACGACGAGGAGAGCAGAUCCGAGAUGGCGGCGAGAGGGUGGAGGAGGAGCGCGGCGGCGCGGGCCGUCUCGCGCCACGCGACGCUGUUCCUGUGGCUCGCGCUGGCCGCCGCAGCCCUGACGCUCGCCCAGGUUCUCAUCCACCUCGCGAAGAAAUCACACGCGGAACUGACGGAGGUCACCAACAAGGUCUACUUCGACAUCGAGAUCGACGGCAAGCCCGCAGGUCGGAUUGUCAUGGGACUUUUUGGGAAGACUGUGCCUAAAACAGCAGAGAACUUCCGAGCGCUUUGCACAGGAGAGAAAGGUGUUGGCAAGAGUGGCAAACCUCUCCACUACAAGGGAAGCUCAUUCCACAGAAUUAUCCCCAGCUUCAUGCUCCAAGGAGGAGACUUCACUCUUGGCGAUGGAAGGGGUGGUGAAUCUAUCUAUGGCUUAAAGUUCGCUGAUGAGAACUUUAAGAUCAAGCACACUGGGCCAGGCCUUCUGUCCAUGGCCAAUGCUGGGAGAGAUACAAAUGGAUCCCAGUUUUUCAUCACUACUGUAACAACAAGCUGGUUGGACGGGAAGCAUGUUGUGUUUGGCAAGGUGUUGUCUGGAAUGGAUGUUGUCUACAAGGUUGAAGCUGAAGGCCGACAGAGUGGGCAACCAAAGAGCAAGGUUGUCAUUGCAGAUAGCGGCGAGUUGCCGAUGUGAUGAUCUGAACUGAUCUUUUAAUGGCAGUGUAAUAAGAAGUUGAUGUAGCUCUGUGUCGUCUUAGAACUGUUCGUUGGCUUGAGCCAGUUUCAGUUGACCACAGUGACUUGCUUAUUUACUAGUCGGAAAGUUUACAGGUUGAACUAAACAAUGGUCUUACCUACAUCAUUUUCGGUUUCAUCUGUAUGAAUAUUUUUCUUGUGGUUAUUUAGUUACCGUAGAGAUCUUGUUA
Messenger RNA from Phragmites australis (common reed), 998 nucleotides. Its product is annotated as peptidyl-prolyl cis-trans isomerase CYP20-1-like. The transcript has 7 exons. Gene Ontology annotation, cellular component: intracellular membrane-bounded organelle. Gene Ontology annotation, molecular function: peptidyl-prolyl cis-trans isomerase activity. Lineage: Eukaryota; Viridiplantae; Streptophyta; Magnoliopsida; Poales; Poaceae. Gene Ontology annotation, biological process: protein peptidyl-prolyl isomerization; protein folding. The coding region runs from base 95 to 766 and encodes 223 amino acids. The record is from RefSeq and is a predicted model, not a curated record.